This is a messenger RNA of Chara braunii, 2736 nucleotides long. The record is from the annotation of a GenBank genome assembly. NCBI's taxonomy places the organism in Eukaryota, Viridiplantae, Streptophyta, Charophyceae, Charales, Characeae.
CCUUGAUGGCAAAUCUACGCUCCAAUUUGCACGCUGCAAUACCAGCUCCGUUGACGGACGACGUAGUCCUAUCUUGCGAAGAUUGACUGCGAGUAUGCCACCCAAAGACCGAUGCGCCUUUGCUCUAUAUCCGCAUUCAAGUCGGAAAGGCAACUUGCAGUGCCUUGAUUGAUUGCGGAGCAUCUCGCAAUUUCACGAGCCAAGCUUUUAUGGCCCGCGCGUUCGAAGGAAGACACAACCUAUGCAAGUUACACUCGACCGAUGCAUUGACAGCGUCCCGGUAUACUUUGCGCGCCUUGCAUGCAAGCCGGUGUCUUUCGACAUCCUCGACACCAAGUUUGACAUGAUUCUAGGCAUGCCUUGGUUGCGUAGCGCCGAUCAUCCGGUGAACUUUCAUGACCGAACCGUUCACGUCCAUGAUCGGAACGGAGUGUCACUCCCAUGUACGGUCGCGACCCCUCACACUUCGAUUGUUUGUCACGUGGUUUCCGUUGCAAGGAUUCGCGACGCCAUAGCUCGGAAUGACGUCGAGGAGAUGGGCCUUGUUUUCUUACAUGCCCUCCCCUCGCAGGACGGACCAGCCGCGUCACCGCCGGACCCACGUAUUACCCACCUCUUAGAUGGAUAUGGAGACAUUUUCGAGGCGCCCACCGGAACGGUUCCGGAUCGGCCCAUACGUCACGGGAUUACUCUCGAGGCGGGCGCCGUCCCUCCGCGUGGAUGCAUUUACCGCAUGAGCGAAGAGGAACUCGAGGUGCUUCGYGCACAACUCGAUGACMUUCUYGACAAGGGCUGGAUUCGCCCUAGUUGUUCGCCAUACGGUGCACCAGUUCUCUUCGUCCGGAAGAAGAACAAGGACCUACGGUUGUGCAUUGACUAUCGAAAACUUAACGCACAAACCGUUAAGAACGUCGGCCCGCUCCCUCGGAUUGAUGAUCUCCUCGAACGGUUGGGCGGCGCGUCGUACUUCUUGAAGUUGGACUUGAAGUCGGAUUACCACCAGAUUGAAAUCCAGCCUCAAGGUCGCUACAAGACCGCCUUCAAAACGCGGUAUGGGCAUUUUGAGUGGGUCGUGAUGCCAUUUGGACUCACCAAUGCCCCAACAACCUUCCAAACAGCCAUGACAAUGGAGUUUCGAGACUUGCUCGAUCGUUCUGUCCUCAUCUACCUCAACGACAUCUUAGUCUAUAGCAGGACGCUUGAUGAGCACCUCGUACACCUCCAUGUGGUGUUGGAUCGUUUGCGAGCAGCCAAGUACAAGGCAAACCGCGACAAGUGCGAAUUCGCCAAGCAAGAGCUCGAGUACUUGGCCAUUAUACAGAUGGACAGUCGGAACAAGCGCAUCAAACCCGCUCAAAUGAUGUUACGUACACUCAUCCGUCCCGACCAGAAAGAUUGGGUUGACCGGCUUCCCAACAUCGAGUUCACCUAUAACACUUCGGUGCACCAGGCGAUCUGCAUCACUCCAUUCGAGUUGCAUCACGAUGGAGAGAAAGCCCGAGUCUUUGCCGAUCUUCUUCUACCACGAGCCGCCGACAUAGACGUCGCUUGCUCUCCCGCUUCCGUUCGGAAGUAUCGAGACUUGUUGAUCAAAGCCCGUGCAAACAUGCAAAAGGCUCAAGUCCGCAUGCAGCAGCAAGCUAAUCGACGUCGACUCCCAUGUCCUUUCCGCGAGGGAGACCUUGUUUGGGUCCUCGCUGAGGAAUUCGCGCUCGAGCAGGACGUCUCGCUCAAACUCCUCCCGAAAUGGUUUGGACCAUGGAAGGUAACUUCUACAGCAGGCGACGACCCUGCAGGUCCUUCCUUUGUGAUUGCCAUCCCCCCACACCACCGUGUGCACCCGGUCUUCCAUGCGUCGAAGCUGGCCAUCUACACGCCACCUUCCGAGGAUGAGUUCCCGUGCCGACGAUCACAAGAUCCGCCCUCUACGGACGGACACCAGGAAGUUGACCGCGUCAUCAGGCACCGCAAGUUUGGCAACAAGCCAAUGCAGUACCAAGUCACUUUCAAGCAAUGUGACCCUGAUGACACUCGUUGGAUCUCCCACGCAGACUUACAGGCAUCUGCACCACUCAUCUUCUCCGACUAUGAGAACCGGAGACUUGCGAAGGACAAAGUUCGUCCCUCCCAACCCACCCUGGUAUCGGACAGACAACUUCGCCCUCGAUUGUCGUGCUGUCCGACGAAGAUACACAGCAAUAUACUCAUCAAUACCAACAGCCAGUGCUUCAAGUAUACCCCCCACUACCCCAUUCAGCCGAUAUUUAGAGCCCUCAUAGAAUUGGCAACGGAGGUUCGCAUCCGGAAUCAGAUCAUAGUUGGCGGAAACAACAUGGCCGUCAACCAGAUCGGUGCAGUUAGAAGGCCCGACGACAAGGAUAAUCAGCAGCACCAGAUCGGUGCAGUUAGAAGGCCCGACGACAAGGAUAAUCAGAUCGGGUUGACGGCCAUGUUGUCAGAGCCCGACGNAAACAACAUGGCCGUCAACCAGAUCGGUGCAGUUAGAAGGCCCGACGACAAGGAUAAUCAGAUCGGGUUGACGGCCAUGUUGUCAGAGCCCGACGACAAGGAUCGGUGCAGUUAGAAGGCCCGAAGUGACAUAUUGUAUAUAUUAAACAACAUGGCCGUCAACCAGAUCGGUGCAGUUAGAAGGCCCGAAGUGACAUAUUGUAUAUAUAAAUUGUCACAAAGUUAUCAGAGCGCAAAAGCGAAAAAAAACAAAAGGCAACAAAAAAG